Pocillopora meandrina is the source of this 5763-nucleotide messenger RNA. The record is from the annotation of a GenBank genome assembly. Lineage: Eukaryota; Metazoa; Cnidaria; Anthozoa; Scleractinia; Pocilloporidae.
GCACACGAUCAAAGGCCCUACGUAGAAAUAGACAAAGAGAGAUGCUUAAUUUUAAGGCUGUCCGUGGGGUAAAUAAGAAUUUAUCUUUCAUUGACGUGGUUUCAGAAAAAAAAGAACAACCGGAAUAAUGAAAAAAAAAAGGCAGGUAGCCAAACACUCCGUAUUUUCCUUUCUUUUCUGAUUAGCGGCCGCACGAAUGCUACCCUUGGUUAGUUUUCGAAUAGAGUUGCAUAACACAUUGCAUACAUUUAUAGAUAUAAUUAUCUUAAUUUUAUUCUUAUCUUAACAUUGUCUUAUCUGGACGCGAAAGAAACCCAAAACCCAAGCAGGCGACAGGAAAUAAUCAGACAAAGCCACCCUAAUUCCUUUUAAUUAAAAUUCUUGAGGAAUGAAAAAAACUUGCUUUUUAUUGAUCAAACUAAUGACCCUAUACACUAGCAAAGCAAAAUCGUGCCGGCCUAUCCAAAUUUUUGCAUGCAACAUUCCCCACUCAGGUAUUAUAGAUUUAACUGCAAAAUAUCUAAAAAGAAAAAAUCAAACUAGCGCCGAAAUAUACCAUUCAGCCUUUUCCCACAAAAACAACACUCUCGGUGCCCUCUUGCAAUCCAUUAAGCCAUUCAUAUUAGGCAAAUUACAUGAUAAUAUCAUUAAUCCAAAACAACAAAAAGGUUUAAAAAGAAAGUAUAUAUAUAUAAGGUAUUCUCUCCUUGUACAGACUCCUCCUCUAUUGUAUUUUGGUAACUCUUUUGUCUUUCAUUUUACUUUUUUUUAAAGAUUGUUUUUCUCCUUUGGGAAUGGAAGAUGGAGGUAUCAGGGAUAUAGAUAUUCGUGCUACGUCUUCUCUGAAUGCAAGUGCUAGUGCUAUUCAUGGUAGACUGAAUCAUAUUGGAGGCUAUGGGGGGUGGUGCCCUGAUCAGCAGCCGUAUUAUAAUGGUACAGGUCCUAUCCAUAAGGAGUUUAUUCAAGUCGAAUUUCCCAGGCCCUUUCGAAUUAAAGGCAUAAUAACACAGCCCCGCGCUCGAGGUGUGGAAGGGAUUCGGAGGUUCUUGGUUUCGUACAGACAAGAUCAAGAAAACAAUGAAAAGUAUGCUUGGUUGUAUGAUGGAAGAUCACAAGUCAAGGUAAGUCAUUUCAAGGACCUUCAUAAGGAUGUUUUUCACGAGCAGCCUUAGCUCGCUAAUCAAUAACGAUACUUCUAUUCAUCGAUGCUCUUAAAGAACGAUACUUUCGCAACGGUCAAAUUUCAGAGAUUGCACGGAAAUUAACCUCUAAUAUCGAUGGAGUUCCUUCAGUCUUUAGUUGGAGUGGAUUUCUGAAGUAAUGCUAUUGCCACGGAUAUCAAACUGUUUUCUCAUCGGUGAUUUUGCGACUAAUUUUCAGGACCGGAGUCGGUGAUCUUUCCAUGUGUUCGACAUUUUAGCGUGACAACGACUAGGGGCGCUUUCCAUUCGACCAAAAUUUUCGAGAUUUCCGGUCAGAAAUCGAAUGGAACGGGAAAAGUUCCGGUUUAAGUUUUCGAAAAUUUAGGAAUACGUUUUGAGUGUGCCCUCUUGGAUGGAAUUAUCGGAACGUGUGUAUUCCAUUCGCGACAGAUGUCGGUUUUAGUCUUCCUGUCGAACCUGAGUUCAAGUGGAUGAAUGGGAACAACAAUAACUCGCACGUUUCCCUAGUCAUCCGGAAGUGGUUCUCAUACUUCCCCGACAAAUAGACAGGAAUUGUAACUUCGAAGAACCCAUCAACGUGAUUGAAUGUUCUCCGCAUAAAGCAGGCAAUUGCAGCCAGAAGUAUUGCAUUGUCGUUGCUGUCGAGAAUGGUACAGCUCAUCAUCCCAGAGUAAAUGUUUGAAAAGCCCGCCAUUUUGAAACACAACAAAGUCCACCCAACAUUCCCUGUGACCUCAAAAUUUGGGAUGCGUUCCAUUCGACCACAGGCAGCCCAAGCUUCAGCUGUGAGAUAAUCAUCUUGCGCAAUAUCAGUCACGACGGAAUUAUAAGAGUUUGUAUGGGAAUAUUUAUGACCGCUCUAAGGAAUAAAAAAAUACGUCAAAUUCUCAAUAAAAAUACCUCACCUUACUUCCACAGCAUAUCACUUGUUAUCUGACCGCUUACGUUGAUAAAAAGAACCCAUUUUAGCGAGUUCUCCAUUUCGAGGUUUUCUUGGUACGUACGUAGAAAACGAGAAUUCCGAAAAUUUUGAACCGGUGAUUUUCGUUGAAUGGAAAGCGCCCUUCCUAACAGCUGACUCGAAUGAGUAGUUGGUCACAUGAGACAAUCAAUCUCUUGCCUCCCUGUUAUUUGUAAGUACCGUGGUAAUAUUAAGGUCUUGACUAGCGUUUUUUUUUUUUUUAAUGUUUUUCGUUUGUUCUUUUAUCUUGUUUGUUGCUUAUUUGAUUUUUUGCAGUUUAAAGGCACACAGUGUCGUUGCUGCUUUGUCCCAGUGAUUAGGUUAACCAUUUUAUAUUUUCAUAUUUCAGAAGGCAAGGUUGAGAGGAACAGGUUUUUUCUGAGAACAAAAAUAAUAGCAAAUUUCAAAUCAAAUUGAUGGUAUCGCGUUUCAUGACGAGCUUGAAUCCUUUUAUGCAAAUGACUCUAGGCGAGCUUCUAUCUCCGCUUAAGCUCAUUUGCAUAGUAACCAGAUACUUCACACAGGUGACCUCCGAAUGAUAAACCAGCGAGGUGUGAAUUAGUUACACGGAUGCGUCUUUCUCCGGAGGCGUCAAUCAAUUGUGCAUUUCUUUAUACAAUCUAUCAGGAAUGCGCAGAAUCGCCUAAAAGUAUUUUUAACCUUUGGCAUUUUAAAACUCGGGUUCAACUUAAAAACUUCUUUUUACAGAGUACCCUUUGUGUAAGCAUCAGGUGAAUGGAUUCACACCGAAAUACGGGUAUUCGAAGCACCCAAGCAUCUCGAUUGUUUACAGAUGAUGAACCUUUGGCGUUUCAAAACUCGCGUUCAACUUCAAAACUUCUUUUCAUAGUACCCUUGUAAAGACCAGGUGAAACGGAUUCACACCAAAAUGCGGGUGUUCUAAGCACCCAGGCAUCUUAGUUGUUUACGGUAGCUGCUUGAAAUGCCGCACUGCGGCAUUUCAAGCAGCGAGAUUUAUCGUGCGUCAUCGUAUAGCUCUAGACAGAAAUCAUCAGGCACACAACCUUACCUUAACGCCAAAUUGGUCAGGCCAGCGAGUAGAAUUUCUUUCUCGCGAAGCAAACACAGUUAAGACCUUACCUUAAGGAAAGAACGAUAACACUUUUUUUUGCCGAUACCGCCGUACCUUCGUACAGAAAUUUGGCGGGAUUAAGUUCCCGCGCUUACCUGACGUUUGGGACUUACUAACUGAAAUAUUAUUUCAUACUUAAAGAGCUCUUUAGCAUAGACGCCAGAAAUGUAUUAUCAAAAUAUCAACCCAAUCAUUUCAAGUGUUAAUGAUACUCCUGUAUCUCCAGAACAUAAUGCAGUCGAAAUCUCUCUCGAAAACAAGGUCCUCCCCCGAGCAGCACACUUAAGGGGAAAAGACCAUAUCUACGCGUGCCGAUGUAUUAUUCUCUGACAUGGUUUGAUGCUACUCUGGUUUACAGAUUUAGUGAAUGUAACCGAAGAAGUUAAAAUUCAGAGACUCAACCUUUCGACACUUUGGGGCAUAUUUUCGCCAAACUUAAGGAUCCCGUCGAAUCGACGCCAUUUAUUCUAUUCCUUGCGAUGACUGUGACAACACGAAUACAUCGGACGAAUACAUUUACACCUCGUCAGAAAAAAAAGGCAGCUAAUUAGUGAUCAUAUAAAAGGACCUCUUGUUGCCGCGUUUAGAUCACCCUGAUGAAUGCACAAGACAGGAGUGUCGAAACGUUGGGUCUAUGAAUUGUAACUUCUUCGGUUACAUUCAUUAAAUCUGUAAACCAGAGUAGCAUCAAACCAUGUCUGAUUGUCCACCUGGUUGCCGCGUGAACUUUAAUAUAAUGUAUUAUUCUCUAUUUAAUCAAAUGAGUCGAUAAUGUGAAUUGGCGUCCGUAACGAGAUUUUAAGGCUGACGUUUCGAGCGUUGGCCCUUCGUUAGAGCGAAUCCUUUCAUAACAACUUUACUACCUACCGUGAAAAUCAUGAAACAACGACUGUUAUCGAAUCGGGUGUAAGGUUUCAGAAAUAGUAAAUGUCACUUGUGUAAUAUCACCGGAUAUUUCCCGGUGUAACUGAGACCUCGUAGGUCUCGAGAUGUAUUUAGAAAAAAUUUAUUUGUGAGCAAGCGAAAAUGUUUCAUGGCUUAUAGUUGGGGAUUUGCUAACAUCAUGCACUGUUGUUGUAUAUGUCUCAGUUCUUUCAAGGAAAUAGCCUGUCGGAGUUGAAACCUCCACUUGUAGCAGACGGAAUAAGAAUUAUACCUGAAAUAUUUCCUCGCAGACAGGUGUGCCUCAGGUUUGAGCUUCUUGGCUGUCAAAUUGAAGGCGGUAAGCUUUUUACUUCAAUUAAAUAAAAAUGAUAUAAAUAAUUUAUACAAUGUUGUUUCUACAGAAUAUCCAACAGCGCUUUAUAAGACUUGAAAUUGAAUAAUGAGAUAUAUGUUACAUGAUAUCAUAACUUUCUAUAGAGGAAAGGUAUCUAUCAAGUAUCAAUUGCUUGAGGAAAGCCAUCUGAUAUUCAACAGAAAUUUUCUUGCAUUAACGUGAUUCAUCAGACAAAAAAUGUUAUGAAACAAUUUUUAAAAACUCUCCUUGCAUGUUCCUCACCAAUGUCGGUUUGGAAAACUACAACAAAAAGAACAGGCCACUGUACCUGCUUUAGUGGUAUGGUGGACAGUCUUACUGUAUUUAUUCAUGGUUAUUAUAAUUACAGUCUUACUGUAUUUAUUCAUGGUUGUCAUGGACAAUCAGACACGGUUUGAUGCUACUCUGGUUUAAAGAUUUAAUGAAUGUAACUGAGAAGUUACAAUUCAUAGACUACACAUUUCGACACUCCUGUCUGGUGCCCUCAUCAGGGGUGAUGAGGGCACCGGACAGGAGUGACGAAACGUUGGGUCUAUGAAUUGUAACUUCUCAGUUACAUCCAUUAAAUCUUUAAAGCAGACUAGCAUCAAACCGUGUCUGAUUGUCCACCUGGUUGCUAUAUGAACCUUAAUAUGUCCAUAUAUGUUAUUUACUAGGAACAAAUUAUCACGAAUUUAUCACGAAAUAUCAUUCCCGAAUAGUUACUGUCAUUGUUAAAUGAGAGCCUAACAUGACAUUUCUAUUUAUUACUUAAUUAGCGAUUGUCACGUACAAGAUGCUCCAAGGUAACUCUCUGGACGGGAGAUACAACUUCACCGAUUCAAGUUAUGAUGGUUUGACUGAAGGCCGCUUUCUAUUCUUUGGAUUGGGAAUGCUUACUGAUGGACGAUUGGCCAAUGAAGAUCUUACAGUAAAUAACGGAUUGGGUUGGAUUGGCUGGAACAUGAUAGAGACCCCCAAACCUUACAUAAUAUUUGAUUUUUUGAACAAAAGAAUCUUCAUUUCAGCUACUUUCCAUUGUAACGUCAAAGACCAGACACACAUCGAGUUGUUUUCCAGAGUUGAAAUAAGGUUUGAUAAAACAAUGUGGAAUGGUUCUCCACCUGAUCUCAUGCAAGAACCCAGGGAAAUUUCCAUUCCAUCAUCAACACCAUCGAUAAACCGCAAUGUUACAAUCGACCUGUGUCGCCGUGUAGGGAAGUCUGUAAGGUUCAACUUUACCUACAGAGGACAAUGGAUAUUAAUCAGCGAAGUUAUCUUCAACUCAGGUAAGUUAAAAGAGCUCUAA